UUGAUUGACGUGUGACGUGCGGUUGUCAGAUUUGUUAUUGAAAUAUUCAAUCAAAAACCGGCGAAUUAAUGAGAAAAUAGUCGCCGUCUUCUGUGUAAAGAAAAUGAAAAUUGCAGUUUUAUUUAUAAAAUCAACCUUCCAAGACGUUUGUGUGAGUUUAUUGCGGGGAAUUGAAUUUGUUACAGAUUGUUAAACAUACCCAAGUAAGAUGUCUCUGCUAAAGUUGUUAGUGGUUCAGCUGCAACGUAAAAUCUUGCGACUACUGCGCAUACGGAACCUCGUGCUAUUAUUAAUACUCGGCUUUUUCAUCUUAAAUUGUAUAAUAAUUGUUGGUGAUGUAGCAGCUAAAGCGAAAACAGGCAAUUUGAAGGCAUUUUUUUCUAUUAAAGCCGAACCUUUCGUGCCACAAAAUACUCAAAAAAUAGACUGGCAUGAUUAUGCUCAAAUAAAAUACGAAAAGCAACGCACAGGAAUGGGAGAGCAAGGGAAAGCAGCGUACUUACCAAACGAAACGAUUGCAUACCAAAAGAAAAUAUAUUCUACAAACGGUUUCAACGGUGCUCUUAGCGAUAAAAUAGCUUUGAACCGUUCGUUGCCUGACAUAAGGCAUCGAAAAUGCAGGAAGAGGAGGUAUAUAGCUUCUCUGCCCACUGUGAGUGUGGUGGUUCCCUUCCACAAUGAGCAUUUGAGCGCGUUACUGCGGACCGCGUUCUCUGUACUGUAUAGGUCGCCUGAGCAUUUGAUCACGGAAAUAUUUCUAGUCAACGAUGGCAGUACCAAACAAUACCCAACUCUCGAUGAUUACCUUGCAACGAACAUGCCGAAAGUCAAACAGCUGAGGAUACAGAACCGCAGCGGUCUGAUCAACGCGCGCCUGGUCGGAGCCAAGGUAGCCACAGGUGAUGUCCUUGUCAUCCUGGAUGCGCACUCCGAAGCUAACGUCAACUGGCUGCCGCCACUGCUAGAACCCAUAGCAGUAAACUACAAGACAGUGGUAUGUCCGUUUGUGGACGUAAUAGAUUACAACACGUUCGAGUAUCGCGCGCAAGAUGAGGGCGCUCGGGGAGCGUUUGACUGGGAGUUCUAUUAUAAAAGACUGCCUUUAAUGCCCGCAGAUGAGAGGAAAAUGCCCGAACCUUUUGAGAGUCCAGUGAUGGCCGGCGGUUAUCUAGCCAUAUCUAGAAAGUUUUUCUGGGAGUUAGGCGGCUAUGAUCCCGGCAUUGAAAUCUGGGGUGGGGAGCAGUAUGAACUUAGUUUUAAGGUUUGGAUGUGUGGCGGCAGGCUGAUAGAUGCUCCAUGUUCCCGGGUGGGACACAUCUACCGCGGUCCCGGCCCGGCGCUGUUCCCCAGCCCAAGACCCUACGACUUUGUUAGCAAGAAUUAUCGGCGAGUAGCAGAAGUAUGGAUGGAUGAGUACGCUCAAUACCUGUAUAAACGUCGUCCAAACUGGCUCAAGGUAGAUCCGGGGGACAUAUCGGAACAGAAGGCGCUGCGGCAGAAGCUACAAUGCAAGUCAUUCAGAUGGUACAUCACGAAGGUAGCGUUCGAUCUUGUCGAGAGAUAUCCUCCUGUGGAACCAAAACCUUUUGCCUCUGGAAGGAUAAAGGUACCCGCUGAGGACUAUUGUUUAGACGCCUCUGACAAGAAACCAAAAGCUUCUCUGAUGCUCACUUCGUGCCGUGAUGGCACAGGGGCCGCCGACCCUGACCAGGACUGGAUGGUGUCUUGGCACAAGGACAUCAGGUUGAAAAAGCGGAACGUGUGCUGGGACGUACCAAAUGCCGAGAAAUUUAGUCCAAUAUUGCUGUUUCCGUGUCACCUCGGCGGCGGCAACCAGUUCUGGAAGUACGAUAGCGAAACACGGUCGUUUACUCACAAUAGCCAGAGUUGUCUCGAGUGGGAUAUAAAAAAGCAGAGGGUGUAUAUAUCCCCGUGUAUAUAUGGCAAAAUGGUCCAGCAGUGGGACGUCGAUGACGUAGAUCUCGAAAGAAUGAAGCAGUGGGAUGAACCGCCCCCGGUUUAUGGAAAAGAAUGAAUAAAAAUGGAUGAUAUUUAAUUUAGUUAUUAUUUGACAAAACGGAUAAAUACUGGCCAAGGAUAUAGCACAGGUUGCAUUAUCGCGCGCGGUGCGUUACGUAUAAACCACGCGUUUCGAAUGCUGUCUAUAUAGAUAAUCAGCGUAUGACUAAUGACUAUUGGUCAAGCUACUUGGAGUGUAGCGCGCGGUAGCGUAACCGUGCAGAAACUUUUGGAGAAAUAUACAAAUUUAAGUUACCCUGCUUUGUUAUACAAAUAAAUUUAAAACACUGAUAACAUACCCCAUCCCGACAGCGAUUUUUUAAAUUAUGUUCAAGGCUAGGCUUAAAUUACUUAAUAGUUAAAUAACCCAAUUGUAUAUGUAUAAUAUGCUAAAUGACUGUUAUCAUAUAAAAAGUAUCCAAUAUUUAUUAGUGUUUAUUUUGUAUGAGUCUUUCUACUUAUUUAUUGAAUGAAAUGACAUGUUAUACUUACAUAUCAAUUGAUGACAACUCCUAGACUAAGUUAAAUAUAAGAGUAUUGUAAUUUUUAUGAUGAUUUUCAUGUUUGCGCUGGUUCAAAUUAUGAAAUGUUACAUAAACAGAAAUAAAAUACCAAUUGUUAUAUGUUAA
Molecule: messenger RNA, 2648 nt
Organism: Pectinophora gossypiella (pink bollworm)
Lineage: Eukaryota; Metazoa; Arthropoda; Insecta; Lepidoptera; Gelechiidae
Product: N-acetylgalactosaminyltransferase 6-like
Exons: 13
Coding region: 209-2035 (608 amino acids)
Cellular component (GO): Golgi apparatus
Source: RefSeq, a predicted model, not a curated record